Molecule: messenger RNA, 564 nt
Organism: Phytomonas sp. EM1
Lineage: Eukaryota; Euglenozoa; Kinetoplastea; Trypanosomatida; Trypanosomatidae
Source: the annotation of a GenBank genome assembly
AUGGAUGAGGAAGUGCAUUCCGCAAAUCUUACUGCGGGGCAGGGUGCGGCUUCGCCUCUGCUGUUCAAUGCUUCUGCCAUGCAGAAUAACAAGGGAUUUCAACCCAUCUACAAGUACAUCGCCUUCGGCGGCACUUUCGACCGUCUGCACUUUGGCCACAAACUUCUUCUGACGAUGGCGGCCUUGUACGCGACGGAUAAGCUGCUCGUAGGGGUUACGGGAGAAUCAAUGAUAAAGGACAAGAAGUUUUCCGAAAAAAUCCAGCCCGUUGAUAUUCGCAAGGCGAAUGUGAAGCGCUUUUUAGAAAAAGUCAGAAGCGAUCUCGUUCUUGAAAUCGAGACGAUACACGACCAGGCCGGCGGAACGGACUUGAUCCCUGAAUUGGAGGCUUUGAUUGUCUCUCGCGAGACUGAAAAGGCCGUAGACACCAUUAAUGAGGUACGCCAGGCAAAGCAUAAUCUGAAGCCGCUUGAAAGUAUCGUAAUUCCGUACGUGCAAGCGAUGGAUGGUCGAAUCCUAAGCUCCACGGAAUUGCGGCAAUUGAACAUUCUCUUCGAGUCUUGA